AGGAGGGCGAUUAAAAGAAAAAUGAGAGAAAUCAUCAGGAGUUACUACGAAUUAGAUAUUGAAUCAAUAAACAACUUAGUGACCUAAAAGUGGGUUAGGUAAUUUUAUUUUUAAAAUCUUCUAUUACAAAUUCUUGCAAAUACAAAUAACUUAUUCGUUUUUAGAUACUUUUAUAUACUCUCGGCUUGUUUCAUAAUUGAGCUAUGUUAUAAAUGUACCUAUGUCAUAUGAAUUUUAAAAAUCGCAUCCCCCCUCCCCGUAAUCAUGCCUUGAUCUUAAAUUUUAACUUUUCAAGAAAGUCUUUUUGGAUUAAAUGAUCGCCGUAGUUUGCGUUUAUUUUUAUAAGAAUAAAAGCUAAUUGAAUGACAAUAUUAUACUAACUUGUGGAAGUUUAGAACCAGGUAAAAAAAGUUAUCAUGUUUAUUAUGGUAACCAACAUUAGACGUAAAUAAAAACAUUAAUAAUUCACUCAACAUUAACCUUGAGAAAAUUUUAAUCAAAAAAUUAAUACAUUUUAUUCAAUUAAAUAAUACGUAAUUUGUCUAAUAAAACAAUUUACAAAAAAUUAUUAUGGACAAUCAUAAUAUUAUUGAUUAAUAUUAUACAUAUUGUAUUAUUUUUAUCUAAGAAUGCAAUUUAAUAAAUUAUAGAUAAUUUUGUAAGGCACUGAUAAGAAAUGUUGGCAAUUAUUCUUUAUUAAAUUAUUCUUGAAUUUAGAAGAAAAAAAAAUUAUGAAUUUUGUAUUUAAAUAUUAUUGUUUUUAUACUAUUAAAUCUCAAUAAAAUAUAUAUUGGUAGUUUUAAAAUUUAAUUUUGUAAAUUAUGAGUGUUUGUAAUAUUUUUUAAAUAUUCAAAAACAUAGGUAACAUAUUAUUGUUGAAGUGUCUAAUUAAUACUAUGCAAUCAUAUGAAUUUAUUAUCUGUUAUAGGCAAUGAACAAUGGAUAUUGGAAUCAACGAUAAUACGCCAUCCACAAAUGUUUGUGCUAAUCAAAGAUGCUGUAUCCCAUCGUCUUUGGCCGUAGACUGUGACAGUAUGAAUAGUAGUGAACAUUUAUUAGAAAUCAAUGAUCAUACUACAUUAAUAUCCGAUUUUCAUUUAAAAAAAAAAAAAAAAUCCUAUUUUUGGUAUUCUCUCUCAGACACAAAUAUAAAAAGUUCACAACUAUGGAUAACCUUCAUUCAUAUAUUAUGCACGGUAAGAGUACACUUUGGUAAUAAGUUUUAAUAAAAAUAAUUACCAUUUAAAUAGAUGGAUUAGAUAACUUUGAUAGGCGGCUCGUUAAAUUUUGUAUUUCUUUUUAAAUGAUAUUAUAUCCAAUAAAUAAUUUAUAAUUCGUUUAGAUGGAUAUUAAUAAAUAAGGUUUGUUCAGAAAUGCUGACAUAAAAUGUUUAAAAUUAAUGUUUUCAGAAAGUUCAUAGACAUAACCCACUUAAAAGUAGAAAGUAGAUAAUGUAGAUAAGUUUUUAAAUUAAAGUUUAAUUUUGCAAACAUCCAGUAAAUGAUUAUAUUAAUAUGGUAAUAAGUGAUGAAAUUGAAAUUCCUUUUGAAGUCCCGUAAGGCACACCACCCGUAUUAGGUCCUAUAUUAUUUUUGAUACAUAUAAAUGGAUUAUUAAAUCUUAACAUUAAUGGUAAAAUAAUCUAUUUUGUGGAUGAUGCAGUCUUGUUAUUCAAUGAUAACUCUUUAGAUAAGAUUUAUGACCAAUUAACCGCCCUAUGUCUACUGCCAAUUCCAACCAUUUCUUCUUUUGCUCUAAAUAUUUUUGGUAUCUUAAACCAACAUUUUUCUCCUCUUCAAACCAAAAUAUAUAUUUUAUGCUUAACUUGUAAUUUUUCUUGUAAUUUAAUGAAUCUGAAUAACUUGUAAUUAUGUUGAUAUGUGGGCGCAAGUCUGUUAUUAUAAAUAAAUAAAUGACAAAGGUAAUGAAAGUUCAUCAUUAGUUAAAAAUGGUUUAAUAAUAACUCUUUGCAAUUAAACAUUUAAAAACACUGCUAUUCACAUUGCAGUAUCAACACUUUAAUUUUGGAUGAUACAAAGUAUAAAGUUGUAGAUAAUAGUGUAUCUUCAAAUCUUAAAAAUGAUCAAAAAUUUAUUUUAAAAAAGUUAACUGUUCUAUUAAAUAUCUAGAAGUUUAUAUUGAUAAUCAACUCCAAUGAAAUAUCCAUAUUAAUCAUAUAAACUAUAUUUUUCAAAAAUUUGUUUAUAUUUCAUUGUAUUCUGAGGAAUAAUUAAUCACCUAAAUUUAGAAUCAUAACAUCCACUAGCUUGAUUCAGUCUAUAUUUAUUUGCGGUCUACUUUUCAGGGGAGACUCUUAUAAUACAAGUACUAAUAAAUUAAAUACUACCUAUAUAAAUAAAUAAAUAAAUAAAAAAAAUGAAUAAAUGUGUUGUCUGGAGUAUUACGAAAUGUGUAUUAUGCAACGGGUUUUGAACUAAAAAUUUAUUAUCAGAUAAAAUUACAAAGUUAAAAAGUAAAAUGAGAGUGAACUUGAAAAAAAAAAUGAAAGAAUACAUUACGAAAAACAUUACACAAAUUAAUCGUUUUACAUAGAAAAAAUUUAUUUUAAUGGAGAGAUUAUUUAAAAUAUUUAAUUACCAUUUUAUAAUUUUGUUUUACUUUAUUGUUUUAUUAAAUGCUACCAUUAAUUCUAUAUUAAAAUACAUUUUUUCCAAGCCAAGACUAUAUCCUAGUAAUAGUAUCUACAAAGAUUAUAGCCUUAAUAAUUUAAAUGCAUUAUACCUUAAACAUGCAUAUCUAUUUAUGUCUAAUCACAAAGAUAUUAUUGAAAUUUCUGCGCUUAACCCUAAUAUAAUAUUUAAUAAUUUAAUAAGUAUUAUUGCUCCAAAACCUCAAACAAAUUUAAAUUGAUUUUAUAUUAUUUUUGUAUUCUGUAAAAUUUGUAUUACUUUAAAAAUUAAUUUUCAUUCUUUUGGUAAUAAUUAUUUAUUAUUUGAAGGGUGCAUAGAUACUAUUGAUUUUGAUAAUCUUUCAAUUAAAAUUAUGAUAUAAAUUAAAUUAAAUUCACAUUCACAUUCACAUUUUAUAAAUUGCUAAUUAUUUUUACUUUAUAUUUUGUGUCUAUUAAUAUUAUAAUUAUAACUCCUAUUCACAUCACAGCCAUAUAGGCUUUAGUGAAUAGCCUAAUACUUUUGUGUACUCUUUUAUAAAAAAUUUUAAUCAUUUCUGUUAUUGGUGAAAUAAAUUAUUAUUAUUGUUAUUAUUAUAUUUGAAUUGCCAGUUAAUCACAUAAAAAUUCUAAUUUAAAAUUAAGUAUUAUAUCAUUAUAAUAUUUAUUUAUUAGGUUUAUUAGUUUUAAAAAGGUUACUGUUUACACUAUUGUGUAAAUUCAACAUAAAAAAUAUGUUAAUAUAUAUAUUAAUUUUGAAAAAGUAUUCACUUUUUAUCUAAUAAACAAAACUAUUAUAGAAAGACACUUUAGAUUGAAUACAAAGUAUAGAUUAAUUAUUUCAAAAAUAUAUUAAAACCAAAGAUAAACAUAAUACAUAUUUAAUAUUCUACUUUUUAAAAUAUUUUAUUAUUAAGAAUUAUGUGUAAUUUAUGUUUUGUUAUUUUUAUAGGGUUGUAUGGCUUUAGUUUCUUUGUAUUUAGUAUCAAAUUUUUUAAUUUUUGAAGAAAACUCAAAUGGAAAAGAAGAUGAUAAUUUUGAAUGGAAUUUAUUAAAUACAGAUCAUUAUUCUAUUACAAUACAUAAGAAUUCAUCAACAAUUAUUUCUUCUAAAGAUAAUUGUGAACCUUUAUAUAUAUUAGUUUACAUACAUUGUUGUGUAUGGUUUAUAUUUUUAGUAAGUUUUAAAUAGUAUUACUAUUGCUAUAUUUUUUACAAACUUUUUAUUUUUUUAUUUCUUUUAGAUACUUGAUUAUAUUACUAGACAUAUACACAAUAAAAUGUUAAGAUCUCGUGGACAUUUGCGUGCUCAUGGAAGACUUUGUCGUCUGGCAGCUAUUCCAUUUCAAUUAGUAUCCUUAUGUAAGACUAAAACAAGUCUAUUUAUAUGCUUAGAUAUUAAUAAUGAUUGUAAAAUGUAUAUAAUUGAUUACACAGGGACUGUAUUAUUGGCAAUUUUUAUAACUAUUUAUGCUCAAGAAGAUAAAUCAAAUUUCCAACCAUAUUGUGAAGCUAAUUUUAUAAUGUCUCCAAAAAAUGGAAUAGCAAUUUUACUUGUUGUUGAAUUUGUAAUUGUUACACUGUUUUCUUUAUUAUAUGCCAGUAAGUUUAAAAUAAAAUAUCUCUAACAAAUUGGAUGUUUAGUUUAUUUAGUAAAUGAUAAAUAAUUAUGUAAUUAUUGUAAUUAACAUUUAGAUUCAAUUAGAAAGUUUAACUUAGAAAAACCUCCACCUGAUGUAUGCGGGUGGCAAGAAGGAAAUUUUGAUAGAUGGACACCACCGAAUUUAAAUUCAAAUGCCACUACAAAUGAACUGUUAAGUUCUAGAGAAUUUUCAAAGUACGUUUUGUAUUAUUGUAAAAUUACCUUUAUGUAAUCUAGUUAUUCUUGAUUUUAGUAAAAUAUUGUUUGGGUAUAUAUUAUUUUAAUUUUGUAAUUUUGGUCACUCUAAAGUAUCUUUUUAUUUGUUUACAACAAGCACAUUUUUAAAUAUUAUACAAAUAUUAUGUUUAUAACUAACAUCUUGAUUUCUAUUUAUUUUUUUCUUACAUAGGAAUUUUUCAUCAUUAAUUUAAAUUUUUUGAAAUAAGCACUGAGACUAUUGAACUAUUUAUGGAACUUUUAUAUAAUUAAUAGCCUAUUUAUAAGUGACAAAAAUAAAAUAUUUUUUUUUUUUUUAUAUAAACUGGAUGGGAUAUAAGCCUGUAUUUGAUAUAUUUAAUGGAAUAGUUACCUAGUAACAUAUUAUGUAAUUAUAAUAAAUAUUUUGUUUUCUUAUAGUUAUGAUCAACAAGAUGAGCGAUGUUUAUUAGAUGUACUUGAAUAUUAUUCUAAUGCUAAUCGACAACUAACUGCUGACUUAGGUCGUGCAUCUCAAAGAUUACGUGAACUAGAAUCACAUCAAUCAGAGUUAUAAGAUAUUAAAUCUAUUUCAAACCCAUGGAUCUUGUUUUUUAUUAUGUAGUAUCAAGUUUUAGUUUUAGUUUAUAUUUAUGAUUAUACAAUCAUCUAAUCACUUUUGAUAUAAAAUUUAUCAAACUUGAUAUUUACGCCAUAAAUAAUGUGUUGUUGAAACUAAUAUAUAUUUUUAGAAUACCUAUUACAUAUUAACUAAAUGAAAAACCAUGAUAUUAUUUAUUAACUUGUAAUGUAUUUAUUAACAACUAACGUAUUUUAAUUUUAGAAUAUAAGCUAACAAAUCAAUUCUUAUUUAUUUAAAUGAUUUGAUUUGCUUUUACUUACUAUUUAUAUUUUUAUUGUUUUUAUGUUCUAUACAAUUUAGUUUCAUAAUAUAUACAUUUUUUAUUAAAUGUUUACUUCAAU
Cinara cedri is the source of this 5450-nucleotide messenger RNA. The record is from the annotation of a GenBank genome assembly. Lineage: Eukaryota; Metazoa; Arthropoda; Insecta; Hemiptera; Aphididae.